AUGUCAGCACAAGAAUCUCCAGAUCAACAACAACCCGCAACAGACGCUGAGAUCGAAGUUUUCUCAAGCCAAGAACCUCAUAUACAAGAUCACGCAAUGGAAGCUCCUGACUCUCCACCCGAUCUUUACUCUGCCCACAACCAUUCCAACACACCAGCUACCACACCUUCUAAGAGCGCUGCUCAGGAAAAAGUUAAUCAUGGUGCGCCUGGUAGUUCGUGGAAUUCAAAGAAGUUUCAGGAGGAAUAUGAUAGGGCAUGUGAUGGACUAGUUGACAAGAACUGGGAUGGCAAAACCAGAUAUGGUGACCCGUUGUUGCCGAAAUGA
Botrytis deweyae is the source of this 327-nucleotide messenger RNA. RefSeq lists its product as uncharacterized. The record is from RefSeq and is a predicted model, not a curated record. The transcript has 3 exons. The coding region runs from base 1 to 327 and encodes 108 amino acids. NCBI's taxonomy places the organism in Eukaryota, Fungi, Ascomycota, Leotiomycetes, Helotiales, Sclerotiniaceae.